UCGCUGACCGCGGUUAUGACGUCAUGCCCCCUCCCCAGGCCCUCCCCCGCCUCUGCAGCACCCGGCCCCCCCGAGCCCCCCCCGGCCGCGCCCUCCCCAUACCUGGAGCGGCCCUGGGCGUACCUGGAGAGCGAAGAGUACCGCGCGGCCUACGGGGCCAGCCCGGUGUGGCACGGCUACCGGCGCAACCACAAGGGCUCCGUGCCGCCCCAGCGCGCCCGCAAGGCCUGCCUGCGCCGGGGCCGGCCCGUGGGGAACCCCUGCCCGCUGUGCCGGGACCGGAACCUGCUCGUGGACUUCCGGAACGUGAAGCUGCUGGACCAGUUCAUCUGCCCCCAUUCCGGGGUCAUCUUCGACCCCAUCCACACAGGGAUCUGCCUGAAGCAGCACCGGCGCCUCUCCCAGGCCAUCGCCCAGGCCCAGGCCCAGGGUCUCCUGUGGCUGCAGGUGCCCUUCGUGCCCGUGCCCGACGAGGAUUUCUCCAACCGGCACGCGGCCGUGGGCAGGACGCCGCCGGCGCCCGCGCUGACGGAGCCGCGCCGCGCCUGGUACCCCUGGUACGAGCGGUGGCGGCCGCCCGCCGCCGAGCUGGCCCGCGUGCGCCGCCUGUACCGCGGCUUCCUGCGGGAGGAGCACCCCGACACCGCCCCGGGCCCCUCGGCGAAAUAAAACCCGUGAAAAUCCCCCGGA
Messenger RNA from Lonchura striata (white-rumped munia), 690 nucleotides. The record is from RefSeq and is a predicted model, not a curated record. Lineage: Eukaryota; Metazoa; Chordata; Aves; Passeriformes; Estrildidae.